CUUUGGUCAAGUGGCGACCUACUAGUUUGACUUUUAUUAUGUUAGUAUUAUCAGUUUAAAUGAGAUUCUCCGACCAACGCUGUUAAAGGUCAGACAUUGCAAGCUUGAACUCAAGUGCUUGCAAAUCUCCAGAACCAAGAUGCCAUCUGUAAAGCCCUCAGUCAACGUUGUGAAUUUAGGGAGGGUGGCAUAUCGGAGUGCCCUACAGAUACAGCAGCAUUACAUCAAACAACAUUUUGAUUCCUCUAUUCAGACUCCAAACACUGUGCUGUUGUGUGAACACAAGCCUGUUUACACUAUUGGUAUUAGACAAGCACCAUACCCAGCUGAGGAGGAACAGAGACUUAAAGAUCUGGGGGCAGAUUUUGUCCGUACCAACCGAGGAGGCCUGAUCACGUUUCAUGGGCCGGGGCAGCUGGUCUGUUACCCCAUAAUCAACCUGGGCUGCUUUAAGAAGAGUGUAAGGUGGUACGUGUGUGGGCUGGAACAUUUGGUGAUUCAAAUGUGUGCAAAAUUUGGAAUCAAAGCCUCCACCUCACCAGAUACAGGCGUCUGGGUUGGAAACAACAAGAUCUGUGCAAUUGGCAUCCAUUGUGGCAGAUACAUCACCUCUCAUGGUUUGGGACUAAACUGCAACACUGAUAUGAGCUGGUUUAACCACAUUGUUCCCUGUGGGAUUGUGGGAAAAGGAGUCACGUCGCUUAGCCGAGAGCUUGGUCGGGACGUGACUGUCCAAGAGGUUGUUCCUGUGUUACUGCAGGCUUUUAGAGAACAGUUCAACUGCACCCUGAUUAACACGGAAAAUGUUUACAAAAAGACUGAAGAAUCAUCUGAUCGGACAGAACAGACUGCUAACUGAAACACAUCUAAAAUUGAUCUAAAAUUUUCAAAUGUUAAUCAUGAAUUUCAUUAACAGCUGUUAAGUGUACAGCUUUUUCCAUCUCCACUUGGUGUCUGAUGCUAUUUUUUACAACUGGAAAAAAUUAAAGAAAUCUAGCCUACCAAUAACAUUAUUUCUUGUGAGCUUAGUGUGCAAAUGAAUCACUUGACUAGCAUGAUUCCAAACCACUUGGUUCAGAGAGUGGAUAGAUGCCUUUAUAUUGUUUGUAUAAAAAUAAAAGUUAAAGGGAACGUUUUCCUUUUAAGAUUUAUCGUACAAAAUACAACAGUAUGUUUUGUGAUGUGUGUAGGUACACCACUGUACAUGCACAUAUAAAAAAUACACACCCUUGAGGGAUUUCUGAGGGCAUAUUUCAUUUUCAGGUUCAAUAAAACUACAGUUUAUUCUUA
Molecule: messenger RNA, 1290 nt
Organism: Trichomycterus rosablanca
Lineage: Eukaryota; Metazoa; Chordata; Actinopteri; Siluriformes; Trichomycteridae
Gene: lipt2
Product: lipoyl(octanoyl) transferase 2
Exons: 3
Coding region: 140-859 (239 amino acids)
Biological process (GO): protein lipoylation
Cellular component (GO): mitochondrion
Molecular function (GO): lipoyl(octanoyl) transferase activity
Source: RefSeq, a predicted model, not a curated record